ACCAGUUUCCCAUUUUCUUUCAGGACCAUUGAUUCUCAACUUACUUGCAAACCACAAGAAUACAAGUAACAACUUCAGAUGACUUCAAUGGAGGAAUCAUGGACUAAUUGGUUAUGUGAAAUGGAUCCAUAUGAUUACAGUUUCAUCAACCAAUCAAGCAUAAAUGCAGACAUUGUUAGUAGUUUUGAGAGAAACUUUGAGAGGCCUUCAAAGUUAGUCAAAACAGAUUCUUCAUCAACUUGCUCAUACAAUAUUUCUUUUAAAAAUGAAAAUCCACAACCAAUAAGAGUUGAACCAGCUUUUAAGCCAAGGUCCAAAACUACGAACUCAAAGAAUGAACGAAAACGUGUUAAUACUCAAGAGAGCAACAAGAAGAACGGUUCAGUUUCCAAAUCUGCAUCUCAUCACAUACCAGAUCAUAUUAUUGCUGAGAGAAUAAGAAGAGAAAAGAUUAGCCAACAGUUCAUAGCUCUUUCAGCGCUUAUUCCAAAUCUAAAAAAGAUAGACAAAACUUCUGUGCUAUGUGAUGCUAUUAAGUAUGUGAAAGAACUUAAGGAGCAAGUGAAACUGUUGGAGGAACAAAGCAAAAAGAACAGUCUAGAAUCAAUGGUGGAUGAAGAAUUUUCGUUCACUUCGUCGUGUAAUGAAACCUCAAAAACAAAUAUGUCACUGCCAGAAGUUAAAGCUAGGUUGUCGGGUAAGAAUGUGGUGAUUCGAAUCCUCUGUGAGAAAAAUAAGGCAGUGAUGGUGAAUGUGUAUAGAGAGAUAGAGAAACUUCAUCUCUCAGUUAUUGGUGGGAGUUCAUUGUCCUUUGGUUCGUUUCUUCUUGCCAUAACCAUCAUCGCCAAGAUGGACGAUGAAUGGAACAUGAGCAUGGAGAAACUGGCGAAAACCCUGGGAGUUGGACUGUUGUAAUUAAAGUUGUUUGUAGUUUGUACUAAUGCGGUGGCAACAAGAUCAUGAAUUCAGUGAUCGUUGAAAUAAAUUUCACCAAUAAUUGCAACGUGGGAAGGAGAAGUAAUGUACACGAAGUGGACUGUGUGGGGAGAUUUAGACCUUGACGGAGAGGCUAUCCAUGUUCAUUUAUGGAAAAUGGUGACGGGUCAUGUGACUAAUUCCAAAGUGCUAAAUAAAAACAAAUUUUAAUUGAUGU
Molecule: messenger RNA, 1153 nt
Organism: Vicia villosa (hairy vetch)
Lineage: Eukaryota; Viridiplantae; Streptophyta; Magnoliopsida; Fabales; Fabaceae
Product: transcription factor bHLH18-like
Exons: 4
Coding region: 79-915 (278 amino acids)
Molecular function (GO): protein dimerization activity
Source: RefSeq, a predicted model, not a curated record